Pyrus x bretschneideri (Chinese white pear) is the source of this 2151-nucleotide messenger RNA. Its product is annotated as probable methyltransferase PMT9. Gene Ontology annotation, cellular component: cytoplasm; endosome; trans-Golgi network. NCBI's taxonomy places the organism in Eukaryota, Viridiplantae, Streptophyta, Magnoliopsida, Rosales, Rosaceae. The record is from RefSeq and is a predicted model, not a curated record. Gene Ontology annotation, molecular function: methyltransferase activity.
AUGAAGCACAAGAGCGAGCUCAGCUCUUUCCCCACGGCGAACAAGCUGCUGAAGUUCGCUUUGAUCGGUCUCAUUGGGUGCCUGGGCUUGCUCUGUUUGUACUACGGGUGGUCUUUCGGGCCGGGCUCCCGGAGAUCCGACGAGGAGGCUUCUGGGUCCGAUGGAGUCGACCCGCUUUUCGGCGGGUUCGUUCUCCAUCACGAUUUGGAUGAUUUGCAUGACGACCAGGAGCACAACUCUGAGGUCCCCAAAAGCUUGCCUAUAUGCGAUUUACGGUUUUCGGAGUUGAUACCUUGUCUGGAUAGAAACCUUAUUUACCAACUGAGAUUAAAGCCGAAUUUGACGUUAAUGGAGCAUUACGAACGGCACUGCCCGCCUCCAGAGCGGCGUUAUAAUUGCUUGAUACCGCCCCCACUUGGUUAUAAGAUACCUAUAAGAUGGCCGGCAAGUAGAGAUGAAGUGUGGAAGGCCAACAUUCCCCACACCCAUCUUGCUCGAGAGAAGUCAGAUCAGAAUUGGAUGGUUGUGAAUGGGGACAAGAUCAAUUUUCCGGGUGGUGGGACACAUUUCCAUGAUGGAGCUGAUAAGUACAUUGUUGCUCUUUCCAGGAUGCUUAAAUUUCCUGGUGAUAAAUUCAAUAAUGGUGGAAAUAUCCGUAAUGUUCUCGAUGUGGGUUGUGGAGUUGCGAGUUUUGGGGCAUAUCUUCUUUCUCAUGACGUCAUAGCUCUGUCCCUUGCUCCAAAUGAUGUGCAUGAGAAUCAAAUACAAUUUGCACUAGAGAGGGGCAUUCCCUCUACUCUUGGUAUCUUGGGUACAAAAAGGCUUACUUAUCCAAGCAGAUCAUUUGAGCUGGCUCAUUGCUCUCGGUGUCGAAUAGAUUGGCUUCAAAGAGAUGGAAUCCUGUUAUUAGAGCUGGACAGAUUACUAAGACCUGGAGGGUAUUUUGUGUACACUUCUCCUGAAGCAUAUGCAAAUGAUCCGGAAAAUCGGAGGAUCUGGAAUGCUAUGUAUGAUCUUCUGAAAAGAAUGUGCUGGAGAGUUGUAACAAAGAAAGAGCAGAGUGUUGUAUGGGCCAAGCCACUGACUAAUAGUUGUUACUUAAAGAGAGAUUCUAGGACCCGGCCCCCUCUGUGCGAUUCCAAGGAUGACCCUGAUGCAAGUUGGAAUGUGAGCAUGAAGGCGUGCAUUUCUCGAUACUCUUCAAAGAUGCACAAGGAAAGAGGAAGUGGUCUAGCUCCUUGGCCACAGAGGCUUACCGCUGCACCGCCUCGCCUGGAAGAAAUUGGUGUCAGUCCUGAAGAAUUCCAAGAGGACACUAGCAUAUGGCACUUCAGAGUGAUUGAGUACUGGAAGCAGAUGAAGUCUGUCAUACAGAAAAAUUCAAUUAGAAAUGUUAUGGAUAUGAACUCAUACCUUGGUGGAUUUGCUGCUGCCCUGAAUGAAAAAGACGUCUGGGUGAUGAAUGUUGCUCCUGUCCUUGUAUCUGCCAGACUCAAGAUCAUCUACGAUCGAGGCUUAAUUGGAACUGUUCAUGACUGGUGUGAAGCAUUUUCUACGUAUCCACGUACAUAUGACCUUCUACAUGCGUGGGAAGUAUUCUCAGAGAUUGAUGAGCGGGGGUGCAGUACAGAGGAUCUACUGAUUGAAAUGGAUAGGAUACUCAGACCAGAUGGGUUUGUCAUCAUAAGAGACAAACCUGCUGUUAUAAACUAUAUUCGAAAGUUUGUGACUGCCUUGAAAUGGGAUGGCUGGUUAUCAGAAGUAGAACCACGGGUCGAUGCUCUUUCCUCAAGGGAUGAAAGAGUUUUGAUUGCUAGAAAGAAGUUGUGGGACGAGGGGACUUCAGAAAUGUGAUUCUGCUUUGCUUUUCAGAUAUGCUAGAUGCGGUAUUGGUGCAUGGCCCUGCUCAGGUCGUAGAGUGCAUAGAAAGAGGAAUGUCUCCAGUUACUGAUCGAGGCCAUGGUGUGCGUUGUUUCGUGAGCGUGAGAUGGUAGCGGUACACAGGGAUAGAGAUAUAGAUAUGUAGUUAGAAAAUGUGUGAAGUUAUGGUAGGAGAAGGUGCAACCUCAAUUGAAGAAAAACUUGAAUAACUAGGAGCUGUUCUGUAUUGGGAUAUAUUAUAGUAAUUGGAAAUUGGUUACAUGAACUCAA